AAAGCUUCAAGAGACGGAGAACUGCAGAUGGUCUCUCAAUCAUAAUCAAGACAAGAUGAAUUUCUCAGUUUGUCUUCUUGUAGCUCUCUUCGGGGGUACAGUGUCCUACCCAGCUAGCGGAGAAAAGUUUUUGGAAGACCAAAAGGAUGCAAUGCAGAAUGGAAAAACAUUAUGGAAUAAAUUGCUGCAAGGAAAGGGCGGAAUUUAUUUUACUGAAAACAAGAAAGAGGAAGACGAUGUAAACGAAAUAUCCCCAUUGACUGAAAAGCACUUCAGUUUUAGACCAGAGGGAGAAAAAGACAAUACGGGGAAAUAUCCGCAUCUCAAAGUUGAGACAGAGAGAAACAGAGUUCCUCUUCCAUCUAUCAGUGGACCGUCUCACGCUGAGAAUUCUGAAGGAGAGAUGCUAGAAAAGGAAAGGACCGCGAAGAACCCAGGAAGAAAACAUAAGGUGCAGUACAAAUCUAGGAAACGCCUGAUGAAUGGACGGAAGACAAUCUUAGUCAGAGGUUCACGAGACCUUUCCAGAGGUUCAACUGGGGGAUUACCUUAUAUGUUUCAUAUCCUUUAUGAGUAACAUAAAAUAUUUUUGAGACUUGUUUGAAAAAGAAAUAAAGUAGUUUCCAACGAA
This is a messenger RNA of Ostrea edulis (European flat oyster), 631 nucleotides long. RefSeq lists its product as uncharacterized. The record is from RefSeq and is a predicted model, not a curated record. The coding region runs from base 56 to 577 and encodes 173 amino acids. Lineage: Eukaryota; Metazoa; Mollusca; Bivalvia; Ostreida; Ostreidae. The transcript is spliced from 2 exons.